AUGUCCCAACCAACCCUAACAGUGACCUACUCCUCCCCGACCAACGCCCCCUUCUCCCACACCACACCCCUCUCAGCAAUCGCAACUGCGGACAAAACCACCCACCUCAACUCCCUCCGCGCUGCCAUAACCGACCUCCAAACCAGAAUCAACACCGAGCUAACGCAGCGCAUGGACGAAGACAAGAUUGCCGCGGAACAAUUGAAGGAGGGGCAAGUGGAGGAGGCGCAGCAUAAGGUGAAGAGGGCUAAGAGCGAGAAAGUGGAUGAGGAUGCUGAGGAGGAAAAUUAUGGAGAGGAGGUUGUGGAGGAGGACUGA
Messenger RNA from Pseudomassariella vexata, 318 nucleotides. RefSeq lists its product as uncharacterized. The record is from RefSeq and is a predicted model, not a curated record. Bases 1 to 318 code for a protein of 105 amino acids. NCBI's taxonomy places the organism in Eukaryota, Fungi, Ascomycota, Sordariomycetes, Amphisphaeriales, Pseudomassariaceae. The transcript has a single exon.